This is a messenger RNA of Plenodomus lingam JN3, 852 nucleotides long. NCBI's taxonomy places the organism in Eukaryota, Fungi, Ascomycota, Dothideomycetes, Pleosporales, Leptosphaeriaceae. The record is from RefSeq and is a predicted model, not a curated record.
AUGGCUGAAUACACGAGGCACCGCAACCGUCCCGGAUGCACCCCUCUCGCCCUCUCGAAAUGCUUCCUCACCUACACCACUGCAUCCCUCGCGGCCAAAUUUGAUCAAGGAAACGGGGACACGCCGCCGCCUCUGUCCUUUAGAAAAUCCAACUCGUCGGAAAGAAUCACUCCAGUCGAAAAGAUUGCGCCGGUGGAGAAGCCGGUAGAGAGGUCGUUCGAGCGACCAACAGAGCGACUGUCUGAGCAGCCGGCAGAAAGGGCAUACGAGAAGCCAGUGGCCAGCCCUGCAACGCGACCAGCUCCGCUAGAAAGGGCCAGCUCAAGCGAUGCGCUAUCAAGAAUCCCUCCUCCUAUGUUGCACAGCAUGCGCGAAUCAUUCAGCGUAAUGGACAGGGACAACGACGGACAUGUCAAUUCGGCCGAUGUGGCAGACAUGCUCUCUCAGCUGGGUCUCUCUGCAACACCGUCGCAACUCUCGAGCUAUUUCAACGGCGCGCAAUCCAUCAACCUCGCGACAUACCUCAACACGCUGUCAGACCUGUUGGGAGGCCUGUCGCAUGCGAACGAGCUGACCGCAGCAUUCGAGGCAUUUGACGAUGGAGAUGAUGGCCAGAUUGAUCUGUCCGAGUUGAAAGAUGCUCUUCUACACACAGCGCCUGAAUCGGGCGAGCACAAGCUGACAGAGCGAGAGAUCGAUAUGGUCAUUGAAGGAUUUCGCGGGAGGAGAAUACAUGGCAAGGGUGGGAAGAGUCUAGGCAGAGCGGAAGUGUUCAGAUAUCAGGACUUCUUGUCGAGUCUGACAGGUGGAGGCAAUGAGGGAGAGAAUGGAGCUGCGGUGGCGCCUGCUUAG